GAGCCCCGCAUCCAGCCCCUCUUCCUGCCCCCUCCCCCGGUCUCUCGCUCGCUGCUCCCGGUGGGAUGGAAGUCCCCCGUAAGCCUCUUCCUUCUCCCCGGUAGCAGGCGGCGGGGCCCGAGUUCGGUGCAAAAAUGCUGGGCAUGUACGUGCCGGAUAGGUUCGCCCUGAAGUCGUCCCGGGUGCAGGACGGGAUGGGGCUCUACACGGCCCGCAGAGUGAAGAAGGGUGAAAAAUUUGGUCCCUUUGCGGGGGAGAAACGAAUGCCGCAGGAACUGGAUGAGAACACAGACUGCAGGCUCAUGUGGGAAGUUCGUGGGAGCAAAGGCGAGGUCCUUUAUAUCCUGGAUGCCAGCAACCCACGCCAUUCUAACUGGCUGCGUUUUGUCCAUGAGGCUCCAUCCCAGGAACAGAAGAACCUGGCAGCCAUCCAGGAAGGGGAAAAUAUUUUCUAUUUGGCUGUGGAAGAUAUUGAAACAGACACAGAGCUUUUGAUUGGGUACUUGGACAGUGACAUGGAAGAAGAGGAGGAGGAGGAGGAAGUAGUAACAGUUAUCCAGGAAGAUGAAGACAGUGGCAGCAAUAAAGAAGUGCAACCAGCUGGUGAAAAAAUUGCAGAUUCCCUCACCUGUAAGCAGGACCAUGCAUGCCCAAACUGUGAAUCCAGUUUUCCCAGCCAGGAGAUCCUAGCUGAGCAUCUGCAGACUUUGCACCAAAAACCCAGUGAGGAAAAGGAAUUUAAGUGCCGAAAUUGUGGAAAGAAAUUCCCCGUUAAACAAGCUCUACAAAGACAUGUCCUUCAGUGCACAGAGAAUAUCAGUCCAGGAGACUCCUCAAGAAGUUUCCAGUGCUCUGUUUGCAAUACUCUCUUCAGCUCGGAAUCGAGUUAUGAGCAGCACAAGGAGGCGUGCAGAGGGGAUGCCAGGUUCAUAUGCAAGGCAGAUAGCUGUGGGAAGAGGUUCAAGAGCAAGGAUGCCCUGAAAAAACACAAAGAAAAUGUUCACAGUGGAAAUUCUAGGAAGAAGCUGAUGUGUUCAGUGUGCAAUAAGAAAUGUUCCUCAGCAGCAAAUCUCCAGGAGCAUCGAAAGGUCCAUGAGAUCUUUGAGUGUCAAGAAUGUGACAAGAAAUUCAUUUCGGCGAACCAGCUGAAGCGCCAUAUGAUAACUCAUUCAGAAAAACGCCCCUACACCUGCGAGGUUUGCAAUAAGUCCUUCAAACGACUUGAUCAAGUGACUGCACACAAAAUAAUACACAGUGAAGAUAAACCUUAUAAAUGCAAGCUUUGUGGAAAGGGAUUUGCCCACAGAAAUGUUUACAAGAAUCACAAGAAGACCCAUUCUGAAGAGAGACCGUUCCAGUGUGAGGAAUGCAAAGCCUUGUUCCGAACCCCCUUCUCUCUACAAAGACAUCUGUUAAUCCAUAACAGUGAGAGGACCUUCAAGUGUGAUCAUUGUGAUGCCACUUUCAAAAGAAAGGACACACUGAAUGUUCAUAUUCAAGUAGUACACGAUGGACAUAAGAAAUACAAGUGUGACCUGUGUGACAAAGCUUUUGUGACGCCCUCAGUCCUGAAGAGCCAUAAGAAAACUCACACAGGGGAAAAAGAAAAGAUUUGCCCAUAUUGUGGACAGAAGUUCGCAAGCAAUGGAACGCUGAGAGUUCAUAUUCGAAGCCAUACAGGUGAGCGUCCUUACCAGUGUCCUUACUGUGACAAAGCGUUCAGCAAGAAUGAUGGCUUGAAGAUGCACAUUCGCACCCACACCAGGGAAAAACCGUACCAGUGCUCGGAGUGUAACAAGGCUUUCAGUCAGAAGCGAGGCCUGGACGAGCACAUGAGGACCCACACCGGGGAGAAGCCCUUCCAGUGUGAUGUUUGCGAUCUGUCCUUCAGCCUGAAGAAGAUGCUGAUCCGACACAAGCUGACUCACAACCCCAACCGCCCCAUGGCGGAGUGCCAGCUUUGCCACAAGAAGUUUACAAGAAAUGACUACCUCAAAGUGCACAUGGAAAAUGUCCAUGGAGAAACUGACAGCUAAAUACGGCCUCUGUGAGAAGAGUGGAUCCAAAGUGGUGCAUUUGUACAUGUACAAACUCCAGACUUUCCACCUGGCCAGUAAGCACAGUCAGGAGAAACAACUGUAAUGCCUACAUGUGUUAUUUUUCCCACUUCUGUUGAAAAUAUGCUAGUAGGAAAAAAAAAAAAACCAAAGACAUUCACCUAGUUUAAAACAGCUUGAAAAUAAAAAUUGGAAGAUACA
Molecule: messenger RNA, 2258 nt
Organism: Corvus hawaiiensis (hawaiian crow)
Lineage: Eukaryota; Metazoa; Chordata; Aves; Passeriformes; Corvidae
Gene: PRDM5
Product: PR/SET domain 5
Exons: 16
Coding region: 135-2036 (633 amino acids)
Biological process (GO): regulation of transcription by RNA polymerase II
Cellular component (GO): nucleus
Molecular function (GO): DNA-binding transcription factor activity; protein binding; RNA polymerase II cis-regulatory region sequence-specific DNA binding
Source: RefSeq, a predicted model, not a curated record